AUGCUCUUCUCUCUGCUUACACUUUUGUCAGGUUUCCCAGCUGAAAAGAAUCAUCAUAACGAAGAAAGACAAAGAAAGGAGAAGAGAAAAGCAAAACACCGACACAAAUUUUCUGAAGAAUUAUUGCAGGCACUUAAGGAAAUAUUUGGAGAAAACCCUUAUCCAGAUUUCAGCACAAGAAAAACAUUGGCCAACAAAUUUUAUUGUCCAGUAAAUGUCAUUAACAAUUGGUUCCAGAAUAAAAGAGCCAGACUUCCACCUGAAGAAAGACAAAGAAUCUUUGUUCUUCAGAAAAACGGUGAUUUCCUAGUAAAAGCCCAUCCAUUUUUAAGCUGCCAGGAGACCCAGGCUGCAGCUCCCAACUAUGCCACCGAGCAGAGCUUCUCUGGUGCCCAGAGGGCUUUGAUGGGUAGAGCUGGUUGCUCCCCUCUGGAGCAACAGGGGAUUCCCCAUCAACAGACAGGCUACAAUUGCUUCUCUUUGGAGAACCAAGAGACUCCUAGUCAACAGGUGGGCCCUCAGUGCUCCUACCUGGAGAAACAAGGGAUGGCCAGUCAACAGGUGGCCUCCCAGUGCUCCUAUCUGGCCACAGGCACUGAAAAGCAACGGGACUGUGCUUUGGAGUAUGGAGGAGAUGCAGGAAGUGGGCAUUCUACUGCCUAUCACUUUCUAAGCUACAACUCUGAAAUACCCGUUCAUCCUCCUCCACCUUCUGUGCCAUAUUUUUAUGGAGAAGGAACUGAAAUCAGGGAAAGCCAGAAUGCAAGUCCCUUCCUUUUGGAUUAUGCUCAAGGUGCAUAUGGGGUAAAGAGGCCUCAGGAAGAGUAGAAGACAGACCACUGUCGUUGCUUGUUCUGUCUCUCACUGCUGCAAGAACAGCAGCAGAAUGAAUCGCAGUAUCACGCACAGCAGCAUGAUACGAAUCACCUACAGGGCAUGAUGUUCCAGCAACAGCUGCCGAUGGACUUGGGUCCUUGAGAUCUAGGGAAGCAGUGGCCCUCCGCUCAGUCACAGCUGCAGAGUCAACUGCCUCAGGUUAAUGGAAAGCCCUUGUGCUCUCAGCUACAGCACAUGCCUCCCCAAAUAGCUGCUGGCUCAUGCCUGCUGCCUCUAGGACAACAUAUGCAGGAAGAGGCUUCAAGCAAUCCAGGGCCCAAGUGCAGCAGUUUUAGGUUGAGGGGUCUACAAAGGCUUACCACAGGAAGCCAAGGACGCAGCUCUGCAAAGUAUUGCUAAGUGUCACAGAACCACAGCCACCAGUCAGGGCCACAGUCACCCACACAGCAGACCAAAGCAAAGCCAUCUCCAGAAGCCUCUGCAUUAAAAGAAAACAAAAGGAGGCCAGCUGAGGUGAGAUUGUUUAAGCCUAAGAGUUCUUUUUUUUUUUUUGAGACGGAGUUUCCCUCUUGUUACCCAGGCUGGAGUGCAAUGGCAAGAUCUCGGCUCACCGCAACCUCUGCCUCCUGGGUUCAGGCAAUUCUCCUGCCUC
Molecule: messenger RNA, 1489 nt
Organism: Callithrix jacchus (white-tufted-ear marmoset)
Lineage: Eukaryota; Metazoa; Chordata; Mammalia; Primates; Cebidae
Product: cytoplasmic polyadenylated homeobox-like protein
Biological process (GO): regulation of transcription by RNA polymerase II
Cellular component (GO): nucleus
Molecular function (GO): DNA-binding transcription factor activity, RNA polymerase II-specific; RNA polymerase II cis-regulatory region sequence-specific DNA binding
Source: RefSeq, a predicted model, not a curated record